This is a messenger RNA of Chara braunii, 1775 nucleotides long. The record is from the annotation of a GenBank genome assembly. NCBI's taxonomy places the organism in Eukaryota, Viridiplantae, Streptophyta, Charophyceae, Charales, Characeae.
GAGGAGAGCUUUGGAUCUCCUCCUUUUUGCGGGUGCGAGGGAUUGCAUCAGACUUGCCAGGUGAGAUCAAGAAUGGGUGUACCUUCGAUGAUCAAUAACAGACGGGCAGUUGAGCAAAUGGUAAUGUCGGCGUCGUCCAUGCCAAGCAUGCGGUUGAAGUGGCUUCUGUUGAUGAUUGUUGUUCUGGCAUCUGUCUUUUGCAUCGUAAAUGUAUUGCUCGGCCAGUCAUUUCCCGAGGGGGAUAUAGACGCUGGUCCUGAUGACGGUCUGCUGCUCGAUGUCGACAGCAAAUCGGACCCGGAGGCUAUUGCUUUACAGACGAUGAAGAAGACGAUCAAGAGUUUGUCAGGUAAGGGGGUUUCUGUGUGUGUUCAGCGGUGCUUGAGUGCCGCCGGGCCUCCAUGUGUGGAGGCUGGAAGAGGACUAGCAGACACUGCGAGCGCAGAGCGUGAAGGGAGAGGGGGAUACCCGCUUCUUUGGCAGAAAGUUCGUUCGAAGGCGGACCUUGACGGAGAGGUAUUCAAGGAACAGCCACCGUAUAGCGGUGGGGAAGCCGGGGAGGAUGGAGAAUCCGAACGGAUAGGCAGAGGAGAGUCCGAUGGAAACGCUCGUGGUGGUUUAGCUCCGUCUGUGAGCGCAGAGCAUGAGGGAAGAGGAGGAGGCAGGGGAGAGGGAGAGGGAGAGGGAGGGACUGGUAAGGAGUCUCACUUCAGGAGCUUGAUUGACAAAGUUAAGAGGUUGUUGCCCCACAGAGACGUCAGAGAGGAUCAGUAUUAUAAACUCGGGCGGGAUGACGUCGAUCUGCUGGAGAUGGCGGUGAAGAGGGCAAACUAUAUGCCUAGGGUAGCAUUACUGUUCCUUACGGAUGGGCCUAUCCAGUUAGCACCGGUGUGGGAAAACUAUCUCCACGGAUACGAGGACUACUACUCGCUUUACGUGCACCGCUUGCCGCGGUUCGAAUCUCCGGAAAACGAGUUUGGACCAUUUGGGGGAAGACUGAUAAGGAGUGAGAAAGGGAGGAUGGACUUGGUGGAUGCGCAGAGGCGGCUCCUCGCGAACGCCAUCAUGAAUCCGAUGAAUCACCGCUUCAUUAUCCUCUCCGACUCGUGCGUGCCCGUCACCGACUUCCUUUUUAUGUACCACUACCUUAUGGAUACGGCCGACAGUUUUGUCGAGACGUCCGAGGUGGCGGAGCGGUACGACGGUAAAUUCCUGCCGAUCGUCAGACAGAGGGACUUCCAGCUCGGAUCGCAAUGGGUCGCGUUGACGAGGAAACACGCUACCCUCAUCGUGAAGGACCGUGCGUACUAUCCGGCAUUUGCACGGAACUGCGAGGGUCUUCCAGAAGAACAUGUGGGUUUCUGUCUUCCUGGGUUCUCGCAAUGGUGCAAGCGAAGAGUAAAGGUGUAUUGCAGUCCCGACGAGCACUACAUCCAGACCGUUAUUCAUAGUCUCGUGAGUAAUGAACUCAAUCGGCGAUCUCUAAUGUGGAGCCAUUGGGAAGGCCCCUCACGUACAGAUCCCGUCUCUUGGAACGCGGGAAGGAUGCGGACGAAUAGCUCGCUUUUGGAGUCUAUCCGUGCGCAGAAAAAUUGCCUGUGGAAUGGUCAGGAAAGGGAGUGCUUUUUGUUUGCACUCAAAUUCACAUCAGACGCCAUUCCUCUGAUCCUGGAAAGAGGGCAGAGGCUGGGACUUUGGAAGUAGCAACUAGAAGAAAAGUCUUCCGUAGGCUGUUCCUUUCUUCUUUAAUGCUCUUGGCUGUGCUUACACACUAA